This is a messenger RNA of Ambispora leptoticha, 201 nucleotides long. The record is from the annotation of a GenBank genome assembly. NCBI's taxonomy places the organism in Eukaryota, Fungi, Glomeromycota, Glomeromycetes, Archaeosporales, Ambisporaceae.
AUGUCUCGGCGAGCUUCGGUGUUCAAGUACCUUCUUUCAAAGAAGGACAAUCGACUUUCCGGCUAUGACAUGGAUGAAUUGACCAAAGUUUUGGCCAAUAAUGACAUCCAUUCACCUGAAAUGUCAGACCACAGUAAAGAAACGGACAAAAGAGGUCAUCUGUAUGUUAAUGUCCAUAGCUUGGCUUGGAGGUCGAAAAAG